Oldenlandia corymbosa var. corymbosa is the source of this 951-nucleotide messenger RNA. Lineage: Eukaryota; Viridiplantae; Streptophyta; Magnoliopsida; Gentianales; Rubiaceae. The record is from the annotation of a GenBank genome assembly.
AUGAAUUCCUCUCAUGGAGUUUCUUCUUCGAUUGUUCGCCUCAACAUUGGAGGGAAGAAAUUUAGUACAACGGUUGAUACCUUAACUCACCGUGAGCCAGAAUCGAUGCUGGGGGCAAUGUUUAGCGGCCGGCACAUUGUUUGCCAGGAGGAGUCCGACAAGGGAUACAUUUUCAUUGAUAGGGAUGGCAAGCAUUUUCGUCAUAUUUUGAACUGGUUGAGGGAUGGUGUUAUUCCAAUCUUGAAAGAUUCUGAUUAUCUGGAGCUCUUACGGGAGGCAGAAUAUUUCCAGCUUCUUGGAUUAAUUGACGGAAUCAAAGUUGCUCUGAGUUGUAAGAAGAAGGACGAUGAAGAAUUAGGCACUGAAUUGACUCGGAUUGAUAUCAUCAAAUGUAUACAGUCUGAGAAAGUUCGGUUCCGAGGAGUUAAUCUUUCUGGUCUUGAUCUUUCGAAGCUGGAUCUGUCAUUUGUGGACUUCAGUUAUGCAUGUCUUAAAGGAGUGUUCUUUUCACGUGCCAAUCUUCAGUGUGCGAAAUUCAGGGAUGUAGAUGCUGAGGCAUCCAAUUUUCACAAUGCCGCAUUGCGCGAGUGUGAAUUCACUGGAGCAAACCUUCGCGGAGCAUUGUUAGCUGGUGCCAAUCUUCAAAGUGCAAACCUACAAGAUGCAUGCUUAAUAGAUUGUAGCUUUUGUGGAGCCGAUCUGCGAUCAGCACAUUUGCAGACUGCUGAUCUAACCAAUGCCAACUUGGAAGGAGCAAAUCUGGAAGGAGCUAAUCUGAAGGGUGCAAAGUUAUAUAAUGCAAAUUUGAAGGGUGCAAAUCUUCAAAGAGCUUAUCUUCGCCAUGUGAAUCUUCGUGAUGCUGAAAAAGAUGGGGUUUCGGUUCAAAUAGAAGAGGAUUCGUGCUACACCCACAACCUUGUCGACAUGGAUCUUAUUGGGGCAAAGUUCUGA